CCCUUUGGUUCGGAUUCGGACCUCCGUCCUGGAAAAUUCACAGCCAAAAACGUUUCUUCGAUCACCAAUAAACAAGGUGUUCAGAUUCAAGGGUGGCAUAUUUUGGCCUAAUCUUGAGCUUUCUGCUGAAUAUCUAUGAGGUUAAAAGUCUUUCAACAUUCUCUGAUAUAAUAUUUCAACAAUCAAGUUACAAUCUUUCAGCAUUCUCUGAUUUCCCCCUUGAAAUAUAAGAUCCAGGGAAUGCUGAAAGAUGUGCCUCGGUACUCAGAACUUUGCUGCUCAAAGCCAUGAGGCUUUGAAUUCAUUAGAGCUGCCUUUGUUGUUUGCCCUUAGUGAGGCUGGGUCUAUACAUCAAAGUUCGAUCACCCUCGGUUCGAAAAAGCUCCAUGGGACCUCACGUAGGUGCAAAAUGCUGGUUUUCUUGAUGCAUGAUCCGAGUGAAGACGGUUGAACGGAUUCUUUUUCCUUUCUUUUUUUUUAUCGUUAAAAUAUAUAGACUAUAUUAGCAGGAACACGUAAGGGGCUGUUGUUUAGGUUUUUAGGCUUGGAAUGGAAAACAAGUCGAAUGUGUUAUUAAAGAGGUAUGAGUUAGGAAGGUUACUUGGCCAAGGCACGUUUGCAAAGGUUUACUAUGCGAGGAGCUUGAUAACCAAUCAGAGUGUAGCCAUCAAAGUCAUAGAUAAAGAAAAGAUUAUGAAGGUUGGGCUCGUUGAUCAAAUCAAGCGCGAAAUUUCUAUUAUGACAUUGGUAAAGCAUCCGAAUGUCAUACAGCUUUAUGAGGUCAUGGCGACCAAAACAAAAAUCUACUUUGUUAUGGAGUAUGCUAAAGGCGGCGAGCUAUUUGACAAGGUUGCCAAAGGAAAGCUGAAGGAGGAAGUCGCGUGGAAAUAUUUUAACCAGCUGAUCAACGCAGUUGACUUUUGUCACAGUAGAGGUGUUUAUCACCGUGAUAUAAAGCCGGAGAACUUGUUGCUGGAUGAGAAUGAUAAUCUGAAGGCUUCUGAUUUUGGAUUAAGUGCUCUUGCUGAAAGCAAGCACCAAGACGGGCUGCUCCACACCACUUGUGGCACCCCUGCUUAUGUUGCUCCUGAAGUCAUUAACAGGAAAGGAUAUGAUGGUGCCAAAGCUGAUAUUUGGUCUUGCGGGGUGGUGUUGUACGUUUUAUUGGAUGGUUAUCUCCCGUUUCAUGAUUCAAAUUUGAUGGAGCUGUAUAGGAAAAUUGGCAGAGCAGAUUUCAAAUGCCCAAGUUGGUUCCCUCCCGAAGUAAAGAGGCUGUUGUUCAGAAUCCUGGAUCCAAACCCCAGUACAAGGGCUUCCAUUGAUAAAAUCAAGGAAAGUACUUGGUACAAAAAAGGAUUGAAGUCCAAGCAUAUUAAUUUUGAAUCAGAAAACAAGGAUGCGUCUUCUUUAGAUACAGAGACUUCUAGUUGGCAUGAGAGUGCCAGUGUGGCUGCCGAGGGAAAACAAGAACCAAUCAGACCUCCAAACUUGAAUGCUUUUGAUAUAAUCUCUCUUUCUGUUGGGUUUGAUCUGUCUGGCUUGUUUGAAGAAGAUUAUCGGAGGAGAGAAGCAAGAUUCAUUUUCAGAAAACCUGCCACAGUCAUCGUCUCCAAGCUGGAAGAAAUUGCUAAGAAACUGAGGAUGAAAGUGAAGAAAAGGGAUGCGGGAUUGUUCAGAUUGGAGGGUCUGAGGGAAGGUAGAAAGGGAAUCUUGUCCAUUGAUGCAGAGAUAUUCGAGGUCACUCCAUCUUUUCAUUUGGUGGAGGUAAAAUUAUCAAAUGGAGAUUCAAUGGAGUAUCAAAAGAUACUGAAAGACGACAUAAAGCCGGCUCUCCAGGACAUAGCUUGGGUUUGGCAAGACGACCAACAACAGCAGCCACACCAACAGCAACAACAUCAUCUACAACCGCAUGAGGUGCAGCAUGAACGGCUACCACAACUACAACAGGAAGAACAACAUAAACAGCAACAACAAUGCCAACCCUUUGCCAGCGUUCACCUUGUAUCUUAAAUUAUUGUACAUUUCACAAACUUUCAACCUCCUAACUGUCUCUGUAUUCCUGUAAGUUUCAGAUCUCUCUUAAAGAAAAUAUUCUUAUAUUUUAUUUUCAUUAAAUUGUCGUUUUUAGAAUAUUUUUUAUCAUA
Molecule: messenger RNA, 2144 nt
Organism: Morus notabilis
Lineage: Eukaryota; Viridiplantae; Streptophyta; Magnoliopsida; Rosales; Moraceae
Product: CBL-interacting protein kinase 2
Exons: 2
Coding region: 550-2010 (486 amino acids)
Biological process (GO): signal transduction; protein phosphorylation
Molecular function (GO): protein kinase activity; ATP binding
Source: RefSeq, a predicted model, not a curated record